This is a messenger RNA of Drosophila ficusphila, 1824 nucleotides long. Its product is annotated as membrane metallo-endopeptidase-like 1. Lineage: Eukaryota; Metazoa; Arthropoda; Insecta; Diptera; Drosophilidae. Gene Ontology annotation, molecular function: metalloendopeptidase activity. Gene Ontology annotation, biological process: protein processing. The record is from RefSeq and is a predicted model, not a curated record. Gene Ontology annotation, cellular component: plasma membrane. The transcript has a single exon. The coding region runs from base 1 to 1824 and encodes 607 amino acids.
AUGUACCAUAUAGUUGACAAUUGGUUAACAAGUUUCGACUUCUGCGACAACUUCUACCUAGCUGCGUGUGGCACCUAUGCGAGCCACCAUGCCAAUGGAUCCUACCACAACUUGCAUGAGAUGCUUGUCCACCAGAUGCACACGAAACUCAUGCAAGUAAUGGAGGAGCUGCAGCAGAGCUCGCAAACCUCGAACUUCGACCAGUCGAGUGUGGAGGCGAAGGUACUGCGAUACUACCGCAGCUGCCGCGAAUCCCCGCCAGAAACGCGAGAAAUAAAGCACUUCCUGCGACUGGCUCCUCCGGCAGAGGGACUCCCCUGGCCAUUGCUGGCCAACCCUGGCACUCUCUGGCCCGCAGAUCAGUUCAAUUGGAUGGACACCGUGGCCGAGUUGCACAAGUAUGGCCUCGACAGCCUUCUGAUCAAUGUACAGUUCGGGGCCAAUUCCCUAAUCAGUACGGAGCGCAUUUUUAGACUGCGCAAGCCCAAAACCGUCCAGAUAAAUUACAAGAAAGCGACUAGAGCUCUUCGUGCCCUGCGAAUGCCAUCGGAAGGGAUCGAUAAUCUCCUCCGGAGAAUAAGGAAGUUGGAAUGGGAUGUUAAUAACCUAACCGUACCGUGGGUCUAUCCAAAAGCUGGCAUAAUGACUGUAGAUCAGAUGGAGCGCAGAACGGGAUACAAGUGGCAGGAGUUCAUCGGGAAAAUAGUUGGCCACCGCAUUCAGGCCAACUUCCGUGUGGCACCCGCUGACUUGACCUACUUGACAGCCCUCAAGAAGCUAAUAGAUUCCACUGACACCGAGCUGCUGGCCCACUACAUGAUGAUUCGGUUCAUUCUGCACCUGCAAUGGGAAACCCCGGGCAGCGAUGAUCCCCUCGAAUGCGCAAUCGCUGUGCGGAGCAACAUGUACUUGGCAUCGAAUCUGCUCUUUGAGAAGCGCUUCCUGCCGAACCUCUCACUCUACACGCGGCAAAUUAAGAAGAUCUUCGAGGAGAUUCGCCAGCAGUUGCUUCUGAAAAUCGAGCGCAAUCGCUUGAACCUGACCGCCGAGCAGAAGGACAUGAUCUACCGGAAGGUUCAGAGUGUGGUCCUCAACCUAGGCAACAUGCCGGAGGGCAUGGAUCACAGGAGAUUUGCCGACGAGCACUACGAUGAUUUGGAUAUUCCUUGGACGGAUCUGGACUUCGCUCGAGAUCAUCUCAAGCUGCUUGAGUUUCGAACCCGUAAGGGGAUGGCAGCUAAGGAAAGCUAUAAGAAAUAUGAUAUCCUAUCCUAUUUACCCGAAAGUUUUGCACCACUCUACGCCGAACAAAUCAUCAUGGUACCCUACGAAUAUCUGCAGGAACCGUUCUUCCUGCCGGACAGCCACGAUGUUUUCAAGUUCAGCUUGAUGGGAGUUCUACUCGGUCACGAGCUCAUGCACUCCGUUGACACACAAGGAGUUACCUUCGACGACAACGGAAACGCGAACGAAUUGGGUUUGCAAAUAGCUUAUUCGCCUGGAUUUCAGAGCGCAGUGGAUCGCUUGGGCUUACGAAUUUUUUCCCCCACGGUGGGCGAACGCAUUGCGGAUGUGGGGGCUGUUGAUCUGGCCUACUCGGCGUACUUUGCAAAAUCCAGAAGCCGCAUUCGCUUCACUCGCCUUUCUCAUGAAAAGGUCUUCUUUCUCAAUAUGGCGCAGCGAUUCUGCACUGAUGGCCUUAGAUUCAAGUACGAAGUUCACGACGAUUUGCAAGUCCGUUUGGCGAUAAGCUUAAUGGGUAACGCCAGAUUCGACGCUGCUUUUAAAUGCAAGCAGCGCCAAAAUCCUUUCCAGCUGUGGUAA